AUGACCCAGGAAUUUCUACGUAAUCAAACAAACUUGGACAUCCCGCUUAUAAAAGAAAUGAGGGAACUCAGUGCACCUACGGAUAAAAUAGAUCUUACAUUAAUGUCCAGAGCUCAAGGCGUAGGGUUGAACACAAUUUGGAAUGAUAUCUCUCUUGAGCAAAUGGCAAACUAUAAGGACCAGCUUGGUAAUGCUAUCAAAUUAUGGAGACAAUUCACAUCACCGGUAGCCAAGAAAGUUAAUGACGACCCCCUCGACGAUUGUAUAAUUGGAAAUUGCCUUCGGCGCACUGCCCCUACAUGUAAGAGAAUGGGGGCUACAACAGACGAGUGGUUUGAGAAUCUUGAAGAAGAUCUCCGCUUUGGACUUUCCCUUCUUCAUAAGACCAAGGAUCCACUAGUAAUCGAAGACAAAUAUCAAGAACUUAAGAGGAACUUUCCGAAAUCAGACCCAUACGUCCUCACGCACGGAGAUCUAAACUUAACUAACAUUAUAGUAAAGGAUGAUAAAAUAGAGGCGAUUAUUGACUGGGAAUAUUCUGGGUAUCUCCCUUGGUGGGCGGAACGCUGGCUAUCUUUGAUAGGUGGCGACAAUCAAUCUGACGAACUCUUCGACCCACUUUGGGCAGAUAUCGGUUUAGAGAUGGACGAGGCCACUUUUCAAACAGAGGUUAUAGACAAGGUGGCGCCAGUUAUCCAGGCUUGGGAAGAAGGCAGGUUCCAUGUAGAACACCCAGAUUCUCAUAUAGCGUGGGUGCGCCCUGGUUUUUGUAAAUGUAAGCCGUGGGCGGGGACCAUCAACUGGACCGAGCUUGGGAAUCAACCUGAGCAUAAGUUGAGAGAUGAUAUAGUCGUAAAGAAAUUGUUGUUGCUUUGA
Mollisia scopiformis is the source of this 876-nucleotide messenger RNA. RefSeq lists its product as uncharacterized. Bases 1 to 876 code for a protein of 291 amino acids. The transcript has a single exon. The record is from RefSeq and is a predicted model, not a curated record. Lineage: Eukaryota; Fungi; Ascomycota; Leotiomycetes; Helotiales; Mollisiaceae.